Molecule: messenger RNA, 652 nt
Organism: Manihot esculenta (cassava)
Lineage: Eukaryota; Viridiplantae; Streptophyta; Magnoliopsida; Malpighiales; Euphorbiaceae
Product: mavicyanin
Exons: 2
Coding region: 22-540 (172 amino acids)
Cellular component (GO): plasma membrane
Molecular function (GO): electron transfer activity
Source: RefSeq, a predicted model, not a curated record
AAUCGCUUCCCAUUUGGCACCAUGACAACCACCAGGCUCCUCCUCCUCGUCACCAUCUUCUCUUUUCUUCACUACUUGUAUGUCUCUUCCUUCGAGUACCAAGUCGGAGAUCACAAAGGUUGGGCCGUCCCCCCCGCCAAUGACACCAGAAUCUACAACGACUGGGCCUCCGAGAACCGCUUCCAAGUCGGCGACACCGUCCGAUUUAAGUACAAGAAGGAUUCUGUCAUGAAAGUAACUGAAGAAGAGUACAAGGAAUGCAACUCUAGUCACCCCAGUUUCUUCUCCAACACAGGCAAUACUCUGUACAAGCUUAAUCAUUCAGGGCCUUUCUACUUUGUUAGUGGAGUUUCUGGCCACUGCGAGAGGGGACAGAAGAUCAUCAUUAAGGUUAUGGCCCCUGAAGAAGAUUAUCCUUCCCAUGGUGGCGCAAAAAAAUCUGCAGCUUCUCGUUCCCUAAGUUUACCUUCAGGAGUGUUUAAUCUUGCUACAUGUGUUCAACUUCUCUUGUCUUACGUUGGUUCUCACGUCUUCUUCUAGGUUUAUUUAAUGUUGGUUCUUUUUUUACUUUGCUCUUGUUCCCACUUUUUGCAGAUUUUUAGCUUAAUGAACAUUUACUUAUGUGGGAUUAAUUAGUUUUUUAAAUCUUUUC